AUGACUGACAAAAGUGACAACACCAACACCUCCACACAAACUGCUCCCCUACAUCCUGUUUAUACCGUUACUGAUAUCACCAAGAAGGAAGUUCUCGACCACAUCACCGCAGAACCGCCGUCUAAAGAAGAUCCCACAUAUGCUCAAUGGAUGAAGAUUGAUGCUGUUGUACUUCAGUGGAUAUACAACACACUAUCCUCUGACUAUCUCCUUCGGGUCCUUGAAGAACCAUCUACGGCCUUCCAAGCUUGGAAUCGGGUCAAGAACAUCUUCCAUAGCAACAAAGGUCCUCGCUGUGCCGCCCUUCAAUCUUGCUUUGUCAACCUGAAACUCAGUUCUGUGUCUUCGUUGGAAGCCUACUGCCAAACCCUUCGGGAUUUGGCAGCCCAGUUAGAUGAUGUGGGUAGCCCGGUUAAUGAGCAAACUUUAGUUCUGCAACUGGUUCGGGGUCUGCCUCGGGAGUAUGACACUAUCGGUUCUAUCAUUAAUCGUGAACUUCCCUCCUGGAACGAGGCAUGUGAGAUGCUUCGUGGCGAUAUGGAACGACAGGCUGCUCGAGACGGCACUGGUCCCAAUUCGGAAGCACAUGCAGCCGUCGCCCCAACUCCCAGCCGUGAUGGUUCCCCUCGUGAUACUCAGCCUACUCGAAUUCAGAACUAUGACUCGAACCGUCCCACCCGGUUCAAUCAAAACCGCCGCAGCGGCCCACGCUGGGACAACCCAAACCGCAACCAAAACCCAACUAACGGCCCAAUUAAUUCUGGCCCAGCCCACUAUCGUUCAGGCACUUCCGGGUCUGGGUCCAGCAGCCGUGGCUCAUCUAAUCGGAACCCGCCAAGAAACUCGUGGAACCAGCAGUACUAUCCCAUGCCACCACCGUGUUGGGCCAACUCGUUCUGGGCCAAUCCACUACCCCCGUGCCCCUACCCAACCUAA
This is a messenger RNA of Helianthus annuus (common sunflower), 936 nucleotides long. RefSeq lists its product as uncharacterized. The transcript is spliced from 2 exons. Lineage: Eukaryota; Viridiplantae; Streptophyta; Magnoliopsida; Asterales; Asteraceae. The record is from RefSeq and is a predicted model, not a curated record. The coding region runs from base 1 to 936 and encodes 311 amino acids.